AUGGAAGAAACGCCAGUAUUCGCUCCUUCAUCCUCAACCAAAGCAACAGUUCGUAGAUCCACAAUCUUCUUUCAAAGAAACUUCAAAGCCAAGGAUCGCGACGUUAUCUUAGCUUCCAUGCCUAAAUCAGGCACCACUUGGCUAAAAUCACUAAGCUUUAGCAUCAUCAACCGCAAGAAGAACUCAAUACUAAAGGGCCCUCUCCUCACCACCAAUCCUCAUGAGCUUGUACGUUUUCUGGAGUAUGAUUUAUUUCUGGAAUGUGAAAAACCUGAUCUUGAUGCCUUCUUAUCAGCAAAAGCACUUCCCAUUGAUGAAGAUUUUGGAUUAUUUUGCAAAGGCAUAUACCCGUUGGGACCCUUUUGGGAUCAUGCUGAGGGGUACUGGAAUGCAAGCUUAAAUGAUGUUCAAAAGGUGUUGUUUCUCAAGUACGAGGAUCUCAAAAUAGAUGCAACUUCUCACGUGAAGAAGCUAGCAGAGUUUUUGGGAUUUCCUUUUUCUCCAGAGGAAGAUGAAAAUGGUGUAGUUGAGGAAAUUGUUAGGCUUUGUAGCUUAGAGAAUCUCAGGAAUUUGGAGGGGAACAAGAACGGCGGUGUUAAUACUCCAGCUACUAAGUUUAAGGCUAGUUCCUUUUUUAGAAAGGGAAAAGUAGGAGAUUGGACAAAUUUUCUUACUCAUUCCAUGGCAGAACGUUACAAGAAAAUCAUGGAAGAAAAAUUGGGAAAUGUGGCUUAUCAUUUGAACUGUUCUAAUGGUUGA
This is a messenger RNA of Coffea arabica (coffee), 759 nucleotides long. NCBI's taxonomy places the organism in Eukaryota, Viridiplantae, Streptophyta, Magnoliopsida, Gentianales, Rubiaceae. The record is from RefSeq and is a predicted model, not a curated record.